Drosophila serrata is the source of this 2464-nucleotide messenger RNA. RefSeq names its product Transmembrane O-mannosyltransferase targeting cadherins 4 (gene Tmtc4). Gene Ontology annotation, cellular component: endoplasmic reticulum. Gene Ontology annotation, molecular function: protein binding; mannosyltransferase activity. The record is from RefSeq and is a predicted model, not a curated record. NCBI's taxonomy places the organism in Eukaryota, Metazoa, Arthropoda, Insecta, Diptera, Drosophilidae. Gene Ontology annotation, biological process: protein O-linked glycosylation via mannose; endoplasmic reticulum unfolded protein response.
AAUCGAUAUUUUGAAUCGAUUAUUUGAUUGUCUCGGAGGAGGGGUACAGAAUCACAACAAAAGUUUAUAAAAAUCUUCGGUGUCGGAGUUCUGAAUUAAAGCAGUGCAUUAAACGUAGAAGUAGUGGAUAAAAUGGUGCUGGGCUCCGUUCCCAAGGCCGGGCUGCAGAGCAUUGUCUGCCAGUCGAUCCUGGUUCUGAUAUGUCUGGUGUGCUACGGCUGCGGCGGCCUCCGGGGGGCUACGUUUGUCUUCGACGACACCGUGGCCAUCGUCAAGAACCGGGAUGUCAGCGUACUGCCCACCAAUUGGACGGCAAUUUUCACGCACGACUUCUGGGGCGCCUCCCUGGUCAGCUCAGACUCGCACAAGUCGUUCCGGCCGCUGACCACCCUGAUGUUCCACUGCGAAUAUGCUUUGCUGGGCCUGAGCGCAGCUCACAUGAAGUUCCUCAACCUCCUUCUGCACUGCGUAAACACGCUGCUUAUGUGGCGACUAGUGCGAUCGCUGUAUGUGACGGAGAUUAAUACAGAGCGAUGGGCCACUAUUUCGGCGGCGCUGUUUGCUGCCCACCCGAUCCACACGGAAGCGGUAUCCGGAGUUGUGGGGCGCGCGGAGCUUAUGUUCGGAAUGAUUCACCUGCUCUGCCUACUGCUGACCGUGGCCAACACCGGAAAACACAGCUCCCACGCCGUUGGCCUCGUCUUGAUUCUCACCGCCGUGGGAAUACUCUUUAAGGAGUCUGCAGUCACCAUUCCGAUGUCGUGUGUGCUGCUGGAUUACUUUCAAAAUGGCUACUACCUGCUAUCGUACCGGGAUCAAUGGAACCUCGUGCGCUCCCGGGUGAGCUACGUCUUCUACUUGGUGGGGACUUCGGCUUUGCUAACUACCCGCCUGUGGUGGCAGAACUUUGAGCCGCCAAAGUUUAAGGAAGUGGACAACCCGGUCGCCUACAACGAGCACAUAUUGACUCGAGGACUGUCCCAGCAGUUCCUGCUGGUCAUGAACAUCUGGCUGAUGCUCUGCCCCCACUGGCUGUGCUACGACUGGGCUCUGGGCUGUGUAAAGCUGGUGACUAGCAUUUGGGACCUGCGGCUGCAGGGCGUUAUCGGAUUCUACUCCAUAGUGCUGGUGGCUCUGAAGAACUUCCGCCGCCUGCCCGGCAUGAUGCUAGCUUUGGGUCUGAUGGUAGUACCGUUCCUACCGGCUUCGGGGAUUAUCAGUGUUGGAUUUGUGAUCGCAGAGCGGACUCUGUAUGUUCCAUCCAUCGGCUUCUGCCUAGUGUCUAUCUAUGGGUUCCUUUACUGGUAUGAUAGCAGUUCGGGCCGACCUUAUUGGCGUCUUUGCCUGCAGGUUCUCCUAAUGGUUCUCCUCAGCGUGAUGAUGCUUCGGACUCGGCAACGGGCCACCGACUGGCUAAACGAGGAGCAGUUGUUCAAGUCUGGCUUGGAAGUGUGUCCGGACAACGCCAAGGUGCAUUACAACAUCGCUCGAUUGGCCACCGAUACAGGAAACAAUACCAAGGCGUUUCAGCACUAUCACAAGGCUAUUGAGUUGUAUCCCGGCUACGAGUCUGCUCUGAUGAACCUUGGUAACCUGUAUAGGGAGCAUGGUCAGCUGGCAACCGCCGAGGAGUACAUCAGACUGGCUCUGCAGGUCUACCCAGCUUUUCCGGCGGCCUGGAUGAAUCUGGGCAUUGUGCAAUCCGCUCAGAAGAAAUACGCCCAGGCCCUGGUCAGCUACGAGAAGGCGCUGAAGCAUAGGGCCAACUUCGCCGUCUGCUACUACAAUAUGGGGAAUCUCUACCUGGAACAGAAGCUCUACGCCGAGGCCCUGCAUCAUUGGCAGCACGCAGUGGGGCUAAAUCCCCGGCAGCCUAAAGCCUGGGCCAAUAUCCUCACCAUGCUGGACAACCGUGGACUCUACGACGACGCCCUACGCCUCUCGAAUCAAGCUCUCCUGCACUUGCCUAACGAAGUCAGCAUAAUGUUCAUUCGGGCCAAUGUUCUGGGCAAGAUGAAGCACUACGUUGAAGCGGAGAGGAUUUACAAGCGGGUCAUUGAGCUGGAACCCCACAAUAUGCUGUACCACACGAAUCUCGGAGUGCUCUAUCACCGCUGGGACAAGAGCCAGGAGGCCAUCGAGGCGUAUCGAAUGGCGAUAAGCAUUAAUUCAGGUAGAGCAACGACAGCGCGAGAGAAUCUCAACAAGCUUCUAAAACGCCUGGAAAGGGAGGCAAAGGUUGCCAUCGAAAGGUGUAAAAAAAGACUUCUUGUAAUAUCCAGGCCUACAUUCCGUGAGAUGGAAUAAUCCUGAUCUGCGCCAGAAUCUAAGGUUGUGUGUUCAGUCACUAGUCGCAAUAACCAAUAAUCUAUGUACUUAUUGGUAUCACUGAAAAUAGCUUAACUCAUAUCCAAAUCCCAGUAUUUCCUAUAUAUAACUUUAAAUAUACUUAUAAUAACUUAAA